AUGCUGUUGUUGCUCGAUAGGUAUCACCAAUCUGUUGCUUUUAAAGACAUGGUCAUUGCAGUCAGGACAAAGAACACACAGACUGUCAGUGAUUAUAGCUGUAACGGGCGUCAUGUGUUUACACAGACAAGGGAGCUUGAGCGACCGCUUGUUGGUUCGAUUUUACAGAGCAUGUGGGGAGUGUCACCAACCCAUAUGCUGUGGAGCCCUAGGCACAAUACUACAUUGGUGGAUUACACAUGGAGUGUUGGGCAGACUCCGUUUGGGCCGUUCUCUGAGCUGCACAUGGUGGGGAAAGAAAGCUCCUUAAAAGUAGUCGACAUGUUGAGUUCGUACAAAGGUCCUCAGAUCACGACCUAUAUGCCAUCCACUCUCUUGUCUAUCAUGCCUCCCAAGAAGUGGAGGCGUCCCUUAUAUGUUUCAAGGAUCCACCAGUUCCGUGGACUGGGAUCUGGUUGA
Messenger RNA from Prunus armeniaca (apricot), 459 nucleotides. The record is from the annotation of a GenBank genome assembly. Lineage: Eukaryota; Viridiplantae; Streptophyta; Magnoliopsida; Rosales; Rosaceae.